CCAUGCUGGGCCAGAGGGGCUCCGUGAGACAUGCACUCACCCAUAUCCGGGUUAGAGAGGAAAAGGAUGAAAAAAGUUUCAUUUAAACCUGGACUAAAACUUUCAACAUGAAGCCGCACUGACGCGACUGCCGCUGUUGCUGUCAGUGGAUCUUUUUUUUGCUUCUGAUAACACAGCAAAGACGGCUCUCUCGGCGCUUCGUUUGUUCUAUUGAAGACAUUUCCUUGUCUCUGUUUGUCCGUAUUUCUCUGCUUAAUUGUUUUGCGUGCGCAUUUUAGGUUAUUGCCGGGGGAUGUUGGAGUGAUCAUGGCCGCGCAAGUGGCAUCUGCCCCGGCCGCAUCUAAUAGUAAAAAUAAAAAUGUAUCCGGAGGUUUGAGUCAAGAAUUAAACUCUGGAAAAUCAGGAGGGACGACACAAGGAUCUGGCGCAAUGCACGGAGCCGGAGACGGGACUACAACUCUGAAUAAUGUAGACCAUCGUCUACCGACUGAGUUGAACAUGACCAACAGAACUUGUACACCAGCGAACAGUAAUUCUGACAAGCCGAAGGAAAGUGGAAAUAUAACAACUUCUGGUUCUUCUUCGUCUAACUCUACAACCUCUCCGAAUAUGGAAACUGGUUUGAUAUCAAAUCAUAAACUAAAAGGCAUUGCUGGAGACCUUCCUUCAUCUCUCAAUCGUGCGCCUCAGCAGACACAGUUCAAUCAGUUUUCACAUCAUCAGCGGCAGUUACAAAGUAACAACAUCAACAAGAACCAAAUAAUGACACCAGGAGAUAACGACAAUCAGCAGCACGGAGGAAAAGAGAAUGUUUUGGGGAGACAUGUUGAACAUCAGCAAAUGCUGAAUAAAGGUGGGGAGGAUCAGCCUUGCAAACCAGACCAGAUGGGCAGUAGGUAUGAGCACGCCAACUUUGGACCAACGAACAGCAACAACCACGCGCAUAACCCCAGUGGCAAAAGUGGUGUUUCUGAGUUUAAUAAUUAUUAUGGUAAUUCCAGAGCAGGGCCCUGCUUUGAUCAACAUGGCGGCCAACAAAGCCAUGGUAUAGGAAUAAUGCACUCUUCGACAAACAAUAAUGUGGAAAACUCGCAUGAAAGCUAUCAUAACACCCAGUACAACCAUUACCCGGGGUACCGACAGGGGUACGGUAGCGCCGGCUACGGUAUGAUGGGCGGCUCGCGUCAGGGUAAUAACAUGUUGAUGGGCCCAAGCAGCAACUCAUCUGGCCAAAGCAAAGGGUUGGCAUCUGCAAGUUCUUCUGGAGGAAAUAUCGGGAGCUUUCAGAGAUUUCCUGGACAAAGCCAGCACCCCUCGGGGGCUACGCCGACAUUGAACCAACUUCUCACGUCUCCGAGUCCCAUGAUGCGGGGAUAUGGUGGUGGCUAUCCAGACUACAGUAGUUCUGCUGUACCCCAAGCGGGCAUGGGGAUGAGCAAAGAAAUAAGUUCGCAGUAUGGGUCUUCGGCUCAUGCAUGGGGAGGCCAACGAAAUCAUCCAGGAAUGAGUCCUGGGAACGGACAAAGUCUCAACAGACCUCAGGUGGGCUCCAUGGACUUCAUGGUGAUGAAGCGCUCUCAGCUGUAUGGGAUGGGCGGGAGCAACCCCUACUCGCAGCAGCAGCAAGGUGGGCCCUACCCCAGCCAGCCAUACGUAUCGCCCGCCUCCCACCGGUAUCCAAUGGGAAUGCAAGGGCGUGGUCAGCUUGGCAUGGGUGGGAUGCCAUAUCCCCAGCAACAGCAGGUGCCUCCCCAGUAUGGCCAGCAGGGAAUGGCUGCAUAUUGCCAGCAGGGCCAGCCACCAUACUUUAACCAGUCCCAGCAGCAGCAGCAGCAGCAGCAGCAGCAGCACCAGUCAGGCACCCCAGCCCAGCCAGUCUACCUGCCACCCCGUCCUCCACCACAGCAGGAGGUCUCACAGGAGGCUUAUGGGAACAGCAGAGUAGGGGGCAGCAAUGGUGGCAGCAUCAGCACUAGCCAGCCCGUGGGGAACUCUGGGAAGAACAACCAUGAAGAUGUGGGUCCCAUGCACCACGACCGUCCCUCCAGCCUACCGGACCUGUCUGGCUCCAUCGAUGACCUGCCCACAGGGACAGAGGCUGGCCUCAGCUCAGUCGUCAGCGCCACCUCAGGAGGAUCAGGCAGUGGCAGUGGCAGUGGCAGUGGCAGUGGGAGCGGCAGCAGCCAGGGGGAGCAGAGCAACCCAGCCCGGUCGCCCUUCUCCCCCCACGCCUCCCCUCGUCUCCCGGGGGUCCGCAGCGGGCCUUCCCCCUCUCCAGUGGGCUCCCCUGCAGGCUCCAGCCAGUCCCGCUCUGGACCCAUUUCCCCAGCCAGCGCUCCAGGGUCCCAGAAUGCCCCACAGACUCCGGGGAGCAUGUCCGAUGUGGCCUCCCAUCCCACUGGAAACCAGUCUCAGGAGAGGGGAUUCAUGUCCAACAUGCACCGGAAUCAGUCCGUGUCCCAGUUUGGUGCCCAGCAGUCGGGGGCCCCAAUGUCCCCCCACCGCUCCCCAGUGGGACAGAUGCACCCUGGGGUGGGCUCCUACCAGCAUGCGGGCUCCAACACCAGCGGCCCUUACGGACAUCAGAGCGGCCAAUAUGGACCACAAGGUAACUACUCGAGACCGUCCAAUUACAGCGGAGCGCCCAAUGCCAGCUAUAGCGGCCCAGGCCCCGGCAUGAACAACAACAGCCUGGGGAUGAACGCCAGCAGCCCCAUGCACGGCCAGGGCCCAGGGCAGCCCAUGGCCAUGGGAAGGAGCCCAGGUGCGGGCAGCCGCCCGUACGCGGGCAACAUGACGAGUAUGGCCCCCACUUCUCCCAACAUGCCACAGUCUGCCGGGCCUGGGAUGGGGCCGCCUAUGGGCAGCGUGAAUCGUAAGGCCCAGGAGGCGGCGACGGCGGCAAUGCAGGCCGCUGCCAGCACUGCACAGGGAAGAAGGUCUCCAUUCCCAAGACCCCCUAUCUACACCAACCAGGGUCACCCUGGGCCAGGCCCCCGCCAACCCCCUGCCCUCAUACCCUCACCACACGCACCCCACGGAGUCCACACGCCCCGCGCUGCCCACCACAGCUCCCACGCCACGCAGCAGUCUGAGCCCUACGGACAGGGGAGCUUCUCCGCCCUGAACCAGAUGAGUGGGAUGGGGACAGGUGCCCCCUAUGGGCAGCCAUACGCCAACGCCUCUGGGAUGAUGACAUCACAAGCCCCCACCCACACCACUCCGACCUCAGUGCUUCAUUCCUCCGGCUGUUGUCUUCCAGGAGCGGGAGGGGUGAGUGGAGAGGGGGUGAUGGGAGCCGAGGCCAAGCAGAAAGGAGAAGGCAAAGAGGAGCCUCCCACAACAGAGCCGCCUAAACCCAAGGAUGGCUUCAACUCCCAGUGUCUGUCCCAGCCCCCGACCCCAUCUCCGCUGGCCCCAAGUCCAGCCAGCCUGUCCUCCUGUCACGGCGACGACAGUGACAGCAUCAGCAGUCCCGUCUGGCCCAAGACUCCAUCCAGUCCGAAGUCCAGCUCGGCUCCCAUGGCUGGGGAUAAGGUGUCCCGGCUGUACGAGCUGGGCGGCGAGCCCGAGAGGAGGCCCUGGCUGGACCGCUACCUGUCCUUCAUGGAGGAGCGCGGCACGCCUGUCCCCCACCUGCCGGUCAUCGGCAAGAAGACACUGGACCUCUACCGCCUCUACACCGCUGUCAAGGAGAUCGGGGGGCUCGCCAUGAUGAACAAGAACAAGAAGUGGAGGGAGCUGUCGUCCACCCUGAGCGUGGGGACCUCCAGCACGUCGGCCAGCUCUCUGAAGAAGCACUACAUCCAGUUCCUGUUUGCCUAUGAGUGUAAUGUGGAGCGAGGAGAGGAGCCCCCACUGGACGGCUGCCCCGCAGGGGACAAGAAGCAGCCACCGCGGCCUCAGCCUCCGUCGCCAGCCAACUCAGGCUCUCUGCAGGGGCCUCAUACCCCCCAGUCCACGGGCAGCAGCUCCAUGGCCGAGACGCCAGGCGACCUGAAGCGGCCCACCCCAGCCAACACCCCACAGGGCCAUGUGCCACCUGCACCAGUCGGCAGGAACAAUUCGAUCAGCAUCCAGGACCCCUUCUCGGAGGCCAGCGACCCCAGCCUCCCCAAACGCAACUCCCUCCCCCCGAGUGGCCCCUACCAGCCAGAGCCCAUGAUGAGGAUGCAGUUUGAGGCCAACAAGGACCCCUUUGCGGGGAUGAGGAAGGUGGCAGGCUGUGGAGAUCCUUAUAUGGCCGGGCAGAUGCCCUCCAGUGCCAUGCAGGAGAUGUAUGGCAGGAGUGCGCCCGGCCCCAUGUCUGCUCUGGGUAUGGGCCCACGCCCCCAGUACCCCUAUGGACCAGGCUAUGACAGGAGGUCAGAGCACAUGAUGAGGAUGGAGGGGAGCAUGGGUCCACCUGGAGGUCAAGGCAGUGUUGGCCCAUCAAACAGUGAUGGCAGUAUCUACUCAUCCAGCAGAUAUCCCUCACAAAGGCAUGAGGGCUACGGGCAGCAUUACCCUGGUAUGCCAUACGGUGUACACCCUUCUGGAAUGUUCCCUCAGCAACAGGGCUACAAGCGGGCUCUGGAUGGCAUGUACGGCCCCCCAGCAAAGAGGCAUGAGGGGGAGAUGUACGGAAUGCCUUAUGGUGGUCAGCAGGCGGACAUGUACAGCCAGUACGGCAGCGGCUACCCUGGUCCUGACCGGAGGUCAAUGCAGGGCCAGUUCCCUUAUGCCUAUGGCCGAGAGCGCAUGGCCCCAGGACAGGGCCCCCCACAGCACAGCAUGUCUGCUGAGAUGAUGGGAGCAGGGCCUCCAUCGGCUAACAGCGGUGAGGUGCCCAACAUGUGGCCCUCCAGGACAGACAUGCCCUACCCGUACCCAACCAGGCCAGGCCACUCCUCACAGAUGCCCACUUACCCGGGCAUGGGCCGCGGGGACGACAUGGAUGGCAUGCGGGGCGGUCCGGACGGCCAGUGGCCUGGGCACCGCGGCCAGUCCCCCUUCAUGUCCACCUCCUCGGGCUCGAUGGCAGCCAUGAGCUCCAGGCAGCCACCGUCCUCCUACCAGACCAACCAGUCUAUGGUCAACCACGUGUCCCGAGCCCCCAGCCCGGCCUCCUACCAGCGCUCACUGGAGUCACGCAUGUCCCCCAGCAAAGCCUUCAUGACGCCCAUGAAAAUGCCCAAGCCUGGCAUGCAGAUGCACAGCGGCGGACCACAGGGCCAGAUGCCACCCAACCUACGCAAAGACCUCAACUACCCACUGGGGUCCGUAGAAGGCACCCAACCCAUCUUGAAGUCACGUCGCAAGCUUACCUCAAAGGACACUGGAACCCCAGAGGCCUGGCGAGUGAUGAUGUCCCUGAAGUCAGGCCUGCUAGCUGAGAGCACGUGGGCGUUGGACACCAUUAACAUUCUCCUGUAUGACGACAGCACUGUGGCCUCCUUCAACCUCUCUCAGUUGCCUGGCUUUUUGGAGCUCAUUGUGGAAUACUUCAGAAGGGGCCUCAUUGAGAUUUUUGGUAUCCUAGAGGAGUAUGAAGUGGGCAACGUUGGGCAGAAAACCCUGCUUGGUCCUGCCAAGGAGGAGAAAAUGGAGGAGGACUCGGCUACUAAAGACGAAAGCUGUGAAACAGUGGUGGAGCAGAGUGCCCCAGCAGCGACCGACACUGUGGAGUUCCCCCCCAGCGCCCCAACAGCAGAGGUCCUAGCAGCCCCAACUGUCCCAGAGCAGAAACAGGAGGAGACAGCAGCUGAGGACAAAAAGGAGGCCAAUGAGAAGGAGGAAAAGGAGGCCCAGGAGAAGGAGCCGGAGAAGAAGGAGCUGGAGAAGAAGGAGCUGGAGAAGAAGGAGCAGGAGAAGAAGGAGCCGGAGAAGAAGGAGCUGGAGAAGAAGGAGCAGGAGAAGAAGGAGCCGGAGAAGAAGGAGGAGGAGGAGGUUAAGGGAGAAGAAACUGUUGAGGACACCACAGAGAAGGAGGUAGAGUCUUCUCAUGAACCUGAGCCGAAAUCCAAGCAAGCCAGCAAGUACGAUAAGCUCCCUGUCAAAAUAGUCCACAAAGACGAUUUCCUGGAGGACAUAUCAGACCAGCUGGGCCAUGUUCAGGAGUUCUCCAGUGGCCUCAUUCACUGGCAGGUUGGUGGCGGAGACUCAACCGCCCACAUCCAGAUGCACUUCGAGAGACGUGAUGGAGACAUCCACACGCCUGUGCUAGAGAGCCAGAGCAGCACGUCUGGGCAAGAGAGCAAAGAGAAAGAUGAGGAAAGAGGGAGAAGCAUCGUGGCCACCAUCGAUGACGUGCUGUCCUCCCACACAGGACCCUUACUAGAGGCAGAUGAUGAUGGCGACUCCUCCACCUCCUCCUACCGCUUCCGCCUCCAUCACGCACAGAGUCAGAAGGGCCUCACCCUGCUGGAGGACGAGCCUCGCUGCCUGGACGAGGCCCCGUUGGCCUCAGCGGCCGGCUGGCAGGAUGCGCUGGCCAAGCGCUGCAUCUGCAUCUCCAACAUUGUCCGGAGCCUGUCCUUCAUCCCUGGCAACGAUGGCGAAAUGUCGCGACACGCCGGCAUGGUACUGCUCCUGGGCCGCCUGCUGCUUCUGCACCACCAGCACCCGGAGCGCAAACGGCAGAUGUCCCCACCGGCGCUGCCCGGUGACAAGGAGGAGCCGCAGGAAGAGCGUGGCAUGGCCUGCAGCAAAGACGAGUGGUGGUGGGACUGCCUGUCGGCACUGCGCGAGAACGCCAUGGUCACGCUGGCCAACAUCUCCGGGCAGCUGGAUCUGUCGCUCUAUCCCGAGAGCAUCUGCAUGCCCAUCCUGGACGGGCUCCUGCACUGGAUGGUGUGCCCAUCGGCCGAGGCCCAGGACCCGUUCCCGUCGCUGGGGCCGCACUCGGCGCUGAGCCCCCAGCGGCUGGUGCUGGAGUGCCUGUGCAAACUGAGCGUGCAGGACGGCAACGUGGACCUGAUGCUGGCCACGCCACCGCUGGUGCGGCAGGAGAAGCUGUUCGCCACGCUGGUGCGGCUAGUGGGCGAGCGCAAGCAGCAGGUGUACCGUGAGAUGGCCGUGGCGAUGCUGUCCAACCUGGCGCAGGGCGAGCCGUCGGCCGCCCGCGCCAUCGCCGUGCAGAAGGGCAGCGUGGGCAACCUCAUGGGAUUCCUGGAGGACGGAGUGGCCAUGGUGCAGUACCAGCAGAACCCCCACAGCCUGCUGCACAUGGGCCACCCACCCAUGGACCCGCCCAGUGUCAACAUGAUGUGCCACGCCGCCAAGGCUCUGCUGGCGCUGGCCAAGGUGGAGGAGAACCGGCCGGAGUUUGUGCUGUUCGAGAGCCGGCUGCUGGACGUGGCCAUCUCCUCCGUGCUGCCUUUGGCCGUGGCGGCCAUUACGUGCGAAGUACUUUUCCAGAUCGGCCGCUCGUGACAGUAGAGCCACCCAGGCCAAGAGACUAGAGACCAGACUGGGAAAAUCACACGGAAAUCAGUGAUUUAUAUUUUUAUUUAAACAAAAGAAAGUACAGAACACAACACAUGUUUUUAUAUAUGAAAAUAAAUAUAAAUCUAUAUAUAUAUGUGCAUAUCUUCUCUGCAUAAUUAACAUUUUCAUUUGAGGAUUUGAAAAAAGAAAAUGAAAUAAUUUUAAUACAAAUAUUUAAUACUUGCUGUUAAUGUAUGUCAGUGUUUUGUUUUUGUUUACCAAAGCUGAUGCUUUUUGUCUUUUGAGGAACAAAACAAAGUUUUGUUUCUAUUUCAUUUUUUACAUUUUGGAAUUUUAUAAAUGUUCCUGUCAGCACCUGUGAUUUUUCUUUCGGAGGGACAAUUUAUUUAUGUUGUGAAAUUUUGUAGAUAGAGCUUCUGUUUUGCCAACUGUUAAAAAACACUGAUUUUACAAAGAAAAUGUAAUGUAUCCAUCUCGGAAAAAAAUGAGUUGUGCAAUAGGAUGUAGGGUAAGUUGCCUUAUUUUGGGUAACUUUGAGAUGUGAACUGUCAGUCUUUGUUUGUAACAACAUGCAGUCCAUGAUUUUGACCAUGGGUAGGCGCUGUUGCACCAUUAUAUGGGAUAAAUAAUAGUCUGCUUUUUUCAAUCAAAAAUGGGCUUACCAGCCUACGUGCUACUAUCAUUGACACAGACUGAUUGGAAAGUCUUGGAAAUAGCUGUUCUCUAAGCACUUGUAUCGCUUCGAUCCUGCCUCCCCCCCUUCCCUAUGAAGAUGCUAUGUGUAUAUAUAAAGUUGUACAUCGGAAAUAAUACUUAUUUUGUUUUCAUUUGAAUUUUAAGUUAGUUCACUAUGUCCUUUUUCAAAGAUGUGGUACUACAAACAGUGAUUGUAGUUUUUAAUAAUUAAAGUUACUGUCUUUGUUGUUAUAA
This is a messenger RNA of Alosa sapidissima (American shad), 8358 nucleotides long. RefSeq names its product AT-rich interactive domain-containing protein 1B-like. The record is from RefSeq and is a predicted model, not a curated record. Gene Ontology annotation, cellular component: nBAF complex; nucleoplasm; brahma complex. The coding region runs from base 307 to 7413 and encodes 2368 amino acids. Gene Ontology annotation, molecular function: nucleosome binding; DNA binding. Lineage: Eukaryota; Metazoa; Chordata; Actinopteri; Clupeiformes; Clupeidae. Gene Ontology annotation, biological process: chromatin remodeling; regulation of transcription by RNA polymerase II; positive regulation of DNA-templated transcription. The transcript has 22 exons.